AUGCAGACCGGAUCCAUGAGCGUUCCAGCACCACCUCGCGCUGUAUCACCACUUGGCCUACCUGCGGCGGCUCUCCAUGAUCGCGCCCAUGCAGAACCACAUCCUGACUCAGAAGUUGCAGUGCGCUACGAGCGACAACGCUACUCGCAGGAGUUGGGACCCGUACGUCGCGAAAGAACUACUACACUGAAUGAACCGCGUGCGAUACCUAGUCUCAACAGUAUACGAUCGCGCAAUGCGUUGCUGCGCAGCUCGACAGAUGACUCAAGAGAGGAUCUCAGGCGCCAUGCUUCUGACAUCAGCAUAACAAGUGCACAGGUCAAUGUGUAUCAGGAAGGACCUGGUAGAGACGAAGUAGCAAGGACGGAGCGGUGGUAUGGCCCAGUUGUCAAACUUUGGACUGCACACGUUAGCCUGAGCAUCGAUGAAGGAGCGCACAGAGAUCAUUUGGCACUCGAACGCACUUUCCUAGGCUACCUCCGUACCUCCCUUAUCCUUGUCAUGACAGGAGUUUUGACCGCUCAGCUCUUCCACUUACAGCAUUCGGCUACGCCUAACCCGCACUUUGGUUUCUACAAGGUCGGGAAACCGCUUGCAGCAACCUUGAUCUGCAUGGCUAUUGUCGUGGUGUUAGUAGGGGCAAUCAGGUUUUGGCGGCUACAGAGGGCGCUUGUGAGAGGGAAGGCCAUGGCAGGAGGGUGGGAGGUAGGGCUCGUCAUGGUUUUGAUGAUAUGUUUGCUGUUGGGGACAUUCGCGGUGGUUGUUGGGGUAGACAUCGAGAAGACGUACUUUGGUAACGAGUAG
Molecule: messenger RNA, 804 nt
Organism: Alternaria arborescens
Lineage: Eukaryota; Fungi; Ascomycota; Dothideomycetes; Pleosporales; Pleosporaceae
Exons: 2
Coding region: 1-804 (267 amino acids)
Source: RefSeq, a predicted model, not a curated record